AUGCGACGCGUGGAGGUGAGCAAGUUUGGGCCAACCGUGGAAUACUUGGCUGAUCCGUUGAUCCGUGAGUGUCUUGGCCCCUGGGGAGGGCAGUGUUCCGUGCUCAACUCCCCCGGCUCGAUCAGCAGGAGGAACGUCGUCGGGCACGAAGCAGCAGAGUGGAGGAAUGGAGAGAGAGCAACAAAGGAUGGGGAGUUGGCGCAAGUUGUCGCAGCUGAUUUUCCGCCGCACCCGCACGUCGGACUGGACAAAGGGAAAGCAAGCAAUCUGAGACAGUCGCAUCCAGGUUCCAAGGUUGCUGCCAUCCGUUUGAUUCAGCCACUAAACAUUUUAACUAAAGUUCUACCAACCAGCCUGCGCGUCGUUUGCUGUUUCAUGGAAGGCGAUAUAACGCUGCACAAAGAAUUUAACCUGGCGGAUGGAUCCGUGGAUGCAUCAACAUAUUCGCAAACCCCGCACAGCAUACACACAGCAGAUAUACGAAUUGACGAUGAAUAA
This is a messenger RNA of Histoplasma capsulatum G186AR, 498 nucleotides long. RefSeq lists its product as uncharacterized. The coding region runs from base 1 to 498 and encodes 165 amino acids. NCBI's taxonomy places the organism in Eukaryota, Fungi, Ascomycota, Eurotiomycetes, Onygenales, Ajellomycetaceae. The record is from RefSeq and is a predicted model, not a curated record. The transcript has 4 exons.